UUGGCACAGCCUAGUUACACAGGAGAGAAGACAAGAUUGGAGUUGAACUCCCCCCACCCUCCCCCGCUGUAAGCAUCUCCCUCCAGCUGCUGUGAAUCAGGCAACAGCUCGCAGGGAGGGAAGGAGUCAGUCCCUCUGUGCAAAGGAGAGAGGCGGCAGUACCAUCCCUUUCACACCUACAAGAAGAGCACAAGGGUAGAAGUCAGUGUUUCUUUGUACAAGCGGCACCAUCCCAUUCACACCUAGAGAAGCAGCAGCACCACCCAGUCUCAGGCACACUGACACCUACACAAGCAGUAUCGCCCAUUGCCGGCGCAUUGACACCUGCAGGAGGAGGCGCACCACUGACUUGCCGGCUCAGGCAAUUAGCUGUACAUAUAGCCGCUAUAGAGCGAUCCCUGCGCUAAUAACGAAGGUUUGCUAUAGUAUUACUGGGACAGAGGGUUCAUCACGCCGCAGAUCUCCCUUGGCCGGAUCCGUACUGCAGCCUUGGUCUGAGCAUCACCCUGUCCGGCGGAAGCGACUGUGCGAUCAUCAUUUAUUACAAAGACCGCAGCGCGACAGUGCCUCGCAAAGUUGUGUCAGUCGCACCUGAGAUCCGAAGAAAGUUACGGGUUUGCGCGCACAAUGCUCUGUAGCUCCAAUUACAAAAUCGCACCUUCAACUGCUUAGUUUAGAACAAUCGCACCCACUAAGUAGACUUUCUGCGCACUGCCUAGCGGCCCUCAUGGAACCCGGGCUAGAGGUGUCGGACUGGCCCAGCGCUGGGUGCAAGAGUGAGGACAAUGCUGUGCUACACGGCGCAAUGCUGGAGCUACGCUCCGAGAUGAACAACUUCAGGCGUGGGGUAGAGCGGCAGCUGGAGGACGUACUGAGACUGGCCGGGCCGCUCUCAAGGUCUGUCGCUGAUCUGCAGUGCGAGAACCGGCGGCUCCGGGAGCAAGUGGACAGGUUGAGCCGACAGGUGGAGCUGCUGAGUCGGGCUGCGGGGUUAAGCGAGGAAGGGCCGACCCGGUUCUCUAGCCACGCCCUGCUGUCACUGUCCGGCAAAGCACAGAGUGCUGUGCCAGAGGCAGAGAAUGACGUGGAAACUGCAUGCACUACAGCCUCCUCGGUUGUGGAAAAUGGACAUAAAUCGCUUUCAGAUAAAGACAAAGUCUCACAGGAUAGUGGCACUUCAGCACCAGUCUCCACCACACACUCACCUUCGCCAACCCCGGAUGUGAGAAUGCCACACAUGCCCGUUACUGCUGUAACUAAAGUUGUUGGAGAAGCACCUCCCAGUGUAACCAAUGGCAGCAGCCGCCAUUAUGGGCAGGAACCCAAAAAUUCUACAGAGGCAUCGCCAAAGACAAGCAAUGCACAAAGUGCUGUGAGGACAUGGAAUGCCAGUAUUGUCAGGACAAUGGGUGUCUCAAGCAGCUCAGAAAAAACUAUAUCUGCAACAAAGACCACUCAAAGCUACAGCAUGACAAGUUCCACAGUGAGCAGUGAGAGUUCUGACAGGUAUUUUGAUGUUACUCCCAAAUCGCACUCUCCUCCACCAGCCAUCAGUCGGCAAGCUGAGAAGAAACGGGAGCUGGUAAGAUCCCAGACGUUACCACGUUCUGCGGGCACCCAAGUUCGCAAGGCAUUUUUUGAGAAGUUUGAUCAAGACAGUGCCAAGGGCAAAGGAGAAUCUAAGGUGAAACUAAAGCGCUCUCAGAGUUUUGGCGUUUCCAGCGCGACCAGCAUUAAACAGAUCCUCCUGGAAUGGUGCCGUUCCAAAACCAUUGGCUACAAGAACAUUGAGCUGCAGAACUUCUCGUCCAGCUGGAAUGAUGGAAUGGCUUUUUGUGCCCUGGUUCACUCAUUCUUCCCAGAAGCCUUUGAUUAUGAUGCUUUGGAGCCUAGCAAUCACAAGCAUAACUUCGAGCAAGCUUUCUCUUCAGCAGAGAAACUUGCCAACUGUGAACGUCUUAUUGAGGUAGAAGACAUGCUGAUGAUGGGAAGGAAGCCGGAUCCUAUGUGUGUGUUUACUUAUGUGCAGUCGUUGUACAACCACCUGAGACGCUUUGAGUGAGAUCCAUGCCCAGCGCCUUCACAUGUUUUUACAUUAAUGAGCACCCUCUGCCCCCCGCCCACUCCUCUGCUCCUGAGACCAGCAUCCAUCCGAUAUGAUGACAGCAAGAGAGACACACAUGGUCCUAUCUGUCUCCGCUCCACUGACACCCUGGCCUGCAUCAAGCAGCCUGACAACUGAGAGACAAAUAAGACAAGAAUAUCCAAGGUGCUGGGGACAGACUAUUUUUACCAGAUUGUUUACUGUUAGUACUGUGGGAAUUGCCUAUAUUGGUGCCUUAUUUUAAGAUGGCUGCUGUGUUUUAGUGACACUCCAUUGUCUGUUUAUACAUCCACUGCACACAGAGAAGCCCAGAAGAUACAUUUUCAGGAAUCACUACUGUUCAGAUAGGCUCUGGGCUUUCUUCAACAGUCAUCAUUCUGUUUCCUUCUCCAGUAUGGUUUGCAGUGGUGGGCAAACAGCACUUGAUUAGCUGGGUUCAUGGUGGAGGACACAAUUCUAGAUCCCAUGUUUUUUUUUUCCUUUCUAUAACAGGUAAUGCAUUUAAUCACUCUACUAAAGAGAACCAAACCUUGGUAGGAAUGAUGUUAUUACACUACAAUUACCAGCAGCCUUACCUUUCUUCGUCAGUGGAUUGUAGUUUGUAGUUGUAGUUUGACAACAUCUGGAGAGCUGCAUGCUGCCUAUACCUGCAUUACUAAGUCUUGGCUCCCUGAAGAAAUAUAGUACACCCCCCUUUUUAAUCCACCAAGCAGAACCUUUAUUUUUACCAUGUAAAUUAUAGCCACAAACCCCAGAAUGGCACCUACAUUUUUUAUCCUAUUGUACCUGUGCAAAAUCAGCCAUGGUAUUAAAUGAAGUUGGCAGUUCAGUAGAUGCCCUGCCAGAGUUUUCUAAAUAACAUAAAUAGGGCCAAUUCCAGUAUGUAACACUAUUGGAUUUUGUGUAUAUAUUUAGAUACAGCCAUUACUAUGCCUUAUCUUUGAUCUUUAUAUAUAAGCAGGCACUGGCUUAGUAAGGGAACAGUUACACUGUAUCCGCAUAACCCAUGGGUAACCCUUUCAUGUUUAGAGAGCUACAGAAUGCCCAAGGCAACAGGCCACACAAAUAUGGUCUAUUAUUAGCAUAUGCAGGCAAGUAUCUCUCAGCAGGAGGGGUCGUAUGAAGUCAAGUGCCAAGAAGGCUGUCUUCUGUUUGUCUCUCACGGAACUUGCUGCUAGGCUCUGCUUUCUGAUAUAAAGUGGUUGCCACUACAGAGAUACAGAACAUUUCAAAGCUGUUCCAUGGCAGCGUAUAAAUAUGGAACAUUCUCAAUUUAAAGCACAAGCUCCCAAAUGCAACUGAGCCAUUGUGUAUUGCAACCAAAAUAUGUCACACAAAAUUAGCCGUACAUAGUUCUCAUGUGAUUGUGAUAUAAGCAGGGGUAAGUUAGCAGGCAAAGCCCUGAGUGUCUCUUUGCAAAGGGUUAUAGGGCUAUUAACUGUUAACCUCACAGAGAGUAGCACUUGAUAAUGUUAGUGAUUUUUCAAACCAACUAGAAAUAACAAAACAUUAUUUGUUUAACCCUUCAAGACAUUAAUUUUGUUUUCCAUCUGGGCUUUUUUAGUAUUUUGCCAGGAAAAAGUCUUCAUUAUCCCAGACUGGGCCAUUCCCUAUCUAAUAGCAUCAUUAAAGGCCAAUUUCAUCAGCUGCUACUAAGCUGUCUCUCAGCCGGCUACAGUUUCACAUAAGAGCAGAUGUGCUCUAAAGCCCCUGCCUGACAUGUAUAUAUAUAUAUAUGUACAGCUAUGAACAGGCUCCCUACUGUUCGGCACUCAAAGCUUCCCAUUAAAAUAAAAACAAACCUGCUAGGUUAACAGGGUAGGAAAAACAGGCCUACAAAUUCCUUAAUAUGCUGAAAAGGUGAAACCAAAUAAACAGAUCUCCGCUCUACACACAGCAGAUACCUCAAGCCGUGUGGCGGCCCCCACACAGUUAAUCUGCAGAUCACAUGCCUUGUAUAAUGGGAAACAUUCUCAGUGCCAAUACCUUGCUUGCACCUGAAGGUUAAAACGAAGCCAUUCUCACACUGCCCCUUAUGUUACAUACAGCUGGGGGAUGCCUGUUUGUAUAUAACUGUGGAAACACUGAUGUAACAUGGAAAUUCUCAGUCUAUGCAUCAAAGAGACAGCAGUAAUAAUUCAUGUUCCAAAAAGAAUGACCCCUUUCCAUAAGCAACCCUUUGGAUUCUGGAUUGUCGGCAUAUGCACUGCUCUAUACACACAAAAAAACAUUGUAAUACUUUCAUUUGACUUAUGGAGUGGAUUAUAUAGCUUGGUGCAGUGUAUUAUAGUGUUUUUAAUAUAUAUGUUUUCUUAUUUGCAAUAAAACUCUAAAGAAGCUCUUUACUAGUCACAAUGAAGCUAAAUGCUAAAAUACAACCUUUCCUCAUGCUCUAAAUGGUAUUACAGUUACAGACAUAAACGUGCAGCCACUGGCACCAUAAUGCACAUGUUGUUUUGCAAAGGGUGAUGGGACAGCUUCUCAUUUGCAUACUCUGUGCCUCUAGCUUUGCUGAAAUGGAGCACUGCAAGGUUUAUAAUAUAGCACCCCUAUAGGCGGGAUUAAUAAGCAGUUCAGAGUUGCAGGAGAGACUGUUGCUUAACGGAGUAGGUUACCUUGAAAUUAAAUUUAAUAUGAUAGUAAUAUGCUGAAUUGGACUUUAUUUUUAUAUUUUUUAUGGUUUUUCAUUUAUUUAUCUAUUUGUUCAGCAGCUCUCCAGUUUGGUAUUUUAGCAACUAUCUGGUUGCUGGGGUCUUAUUUUCCCUAGGAGCCAGGCGGUGGUUUGAAUAAAACACUGCCAUAAGUAGAGUAAAAGGACUAAAAAAGUAAAACAAAGUAGCAAUAACAAUAAAAGCCUUACAGAGUUUUUGGCUGCUGGGGUCAGUGACCUCCAUUUGAAAGCUGGAAAGAGGUAGAAGAGGAAGGGAAAUAAGUAAUAACUAAAAUAACUAAGCUACAAAUAAUAAAGACCAAUUGCAAAAUUGCUAUUAUUAGGACAUUAUAUUGUAUAGUAAAAGCUGACCCACCCCUUUAACAGAAUGCAAAGUAGGAAAGUUGGAAAAUGAUAUAAGCUGCUUUUUUUUUUUUUUUUUGGACCUGUUGGCAUCCAGUAGGUUUAGUCAACUUCUCCCUGCACAUCCCACUACUAGACAGCCAUUGGGUGCAAACAGGGCACUAAGUACAAUAACCUUAACUGAGCAAAUUGUUUUUUAUUUUUUGCAGGCUAAACUGUAGCACUGGAGAAAAUCGUUCUUUCUAAGGAAAUGUAAACGCUUGGAACAAAUGUAAAAUUGUUCAUAAUGCUCUUCUGGGCACUUUUGCAAUGUAAGCUGUACAGCAGAUGGCGCUAUUGUUUCAAAUUCAUAAUGUUAGUAUUAGAAAAACUGUGUCUUGAAAACAAAAAAAUAUAUAAAUUACAAAAGGGCUCAUAAGAGCAAUGUAAGCAGUUUUACAUUAUGUAGUUUACAUUUUCUUUCAAUGAGUUAAAAAGGAAUUCAUACAUUAUUUUUAGUUCUCUGCAAGCAUGGAGAUGUGUGACUUAUCUACUUAUCUAAUCCUGUUUACAUUGCAAAGAUUGUGUUUUAGCAUUUUGUUCCUUUGAAAUUGUUUCUGUUUUUUGGGUUGGGGGGGAUGUUUUUUUGGCUUGGGUCCUUGACCCUUUAACCAUAUUGUCAGUCAUUAGGGGCACUUUAGCGUUUCACUGUUUAUGGCAAUGUAAAGCUUCUCUAGUAUGUUAUAAAACCACAUGAAGUAACAUGGUCAUUAUAGUAAACUACAAAGAUUGGGAUGAAGACUCGCAGCUUAUUGGAGCACUGUAGUUUGCUGCAAAUGACUUGGGACUGAAGGCUACAAAUACCCACCCACACAAUUUAUAUGCUCAUUUGAGCAUUUUUGUUUUUUUGAUAUUAGCAGUUUUACACUGAAUGGAUGUCUGAAAGGAAAGCCACUUGCAGUUCUGUCCUGGCAUUGGCUGGGUAGAAUAGCUAAAGCUAAAUUACUGAUGAAGGAAGCAUAUUCUGAUGCUUUUCUGCUUAUUUAUAAUACUAUCGGCUGCCUGGGCAGAACAACAAGCGUUUCCCCUGUUACACAUUCAUGAUAUUAGCUGUCCUAAAAAAGUAAGAGAAAACAUGUUAUAUUUUUAACCAAGUUGUGUUGGUGGGUACUCUUAAAUGCAUGGAUGGGACAUCCUGAAUCCUUGCAGAUUGUUAAAAAUACAGCUUCCAAUCAUCAUUCAGUGGAAUUAUGGGGGUUGUAGAACAUAAACAUUUGGAGGUAUGCAAGUUGCCCAUUACUGGUAUAAUGUACAUUAAUGAAUUGACACAGGGCACAUAUUUUUUGCUCUAAUUAUUAAUAGAAAUUAACGUAUACACCCUGGAGUGGUGUUUAGUACACAUGGGCCUGAAUGGUAAAGCUAUUUAGUGCCAAAACUAGGAGAAGCCAAUUUUAGUGGCUUUGUACCAUAUAAAGCACUGCACUACAGAGUUAAUCACGUUCAGCUUUAAAAGAUUUAUGUAGCCAAUAAUGAUUUCUAUUGUUUUGUAUGAUUUCUUACACUUUAAAACUGUCUGCUGUUAACUGAGAUUUGAUGGUGUUUUAAACCUGCUUGUACAGCAGUUUUACAGUUUAUUACAAUAAAUUGUACAGUUGAAAUAA
Xenopus tropicalis (tropical clawed frog) is the source of this 6757-nucleotide messenger RNA. RefSeq names its product smoothelin-like 2 (gene smtnl2). The transcript has 9 exons. NCBI's taxonomy places the organism in Eukaryota, Metazoa, Chordata, Amphibia, Anura, Pipidae. The record is from RefSeq and is a predicted model, not a curated record. The coding region runs from base 728 to 2062 and encodes 444 amino acids.